This is a messenger RNA of Candidula unifasciata, 2319 nucleotides long. The record is from the annotation of a GenBank genome assembly. NCBI's taxonomy places the organism in Eukaryota, Metazoa, Mollusca, Gastropoda, Stylommatophora, Geomitridae.
AUGGCAUUUUCUCGAGCAAGACUUAAAAGAUUCAAUGAGAUGUGUGAAAACACACCUGGAGUUGGAGCCUACAAUUUGACGGCAGAGAAAAAUCACGGUCAGUUGAAAGAACUUGAUCGAUCCAAGUGCUUAAGUAAACUAGACCUCUCAUGCAAGCAGUUGAAGGACAAAGGUUGUGUUGCUGCUGCCAGAGGGGAGUUGCCAAAGCAUGUUGAAGAGCUACACCAACGACUGAGGACAACAGAAGAGAAAAUAAUUGACUUUGAAAUUCUGAAAAUUGGGGCAGAUAAAGAAAGGGAGCUACUGCAGCUUGAGUGUAAAUCCUUGACCAAACAGGUUAGGGAGCUGAAAGAGGCUCUCGGUAAGCUGGAGCUGAUACAAGCACAAAUGGAGGAGAAGCAGGUGAAACUGGAGCAGAAGAAUUCCAAGCUGGAAAGUGAAAAUGAACAGUUUGUCUUAGAGAAAAAAGAUCUAGCUGGGGAAUUAAACAACACCGUCUUGCUAUUGUCUGACUUAAAAUUAGAGAGGAGAGGAAUGGAAAAGAAAACCUGUGAAUUAGAAGAUUUAAAGAAUGUUCUAGAAGAAAAGGUUUCUAGGCUGGAAAAGGACAUGAUACUAUUAGCGGAGGAGAAGGAUGUUCUGACUUCACAAUUUGAAAAUACAGUAUUACUUUCUGCAGAGUUUGAAAUCAAGAUUAGCAGGUUGGAGCAACAGGUUCUUGAAUUCCAAGUAAAUUCUGAGACAGCGACCAAAGAAAAGCAGUCACUGGCGUUACAGCUGAUGGCAGCAGAAGGAAAACUUGCUGGGCAGAGUCUCGAGUUGUUGGACAUGCAUCAAAGGGUGCAGAGUUUAGAACAGAGGAAACAGUCCUUGGAAGACAUGGUGAGCCAGUUGGAAGCUACUAAACAAGAUCUACUCCAUGGCAGAGAUCUGGUUAAUCAAAGUUUAAAAAGCCUGUCUGAUGAACUGGCUGAGUGCCUGGCCAAGCUCAAGAAUGCUGAAGACAGAGUCGAAGCAUCAGACUUUGAACUGCAUGAAAGUAACACCAGGUUUGAAAUCUUGUCCAGAGAAAAGGAUAAAGAGGUGACAGAUCUCCAGGGGAAGAUUUCCGAACUUCAGAAAGAAACAUCUGACCUUCAACAAAAUAUUUCAGAGAUGAAGAAGAUAACUGUUCCUGUGCAGCAAGAGAACAUUCAAUUAGAAAAUAAAGUUAUGUUGCUUGAGGAAGAAUUGAAGACAGCCAUGUUAGAAAUUUCCAGAUGUAAUCUAAUGGUAGUCAACAAGGAACAAGACAUAGAGUGUUAUCAAAAAGAACUGAAAGCGCAGCAAGUUACAAGUGCCAGAGAACAGUUUGAGCUUGAAAACCAAAAUAAGGCACUUUCAGCCAUGCUGGCAACAGCAGAAAAUGAGAUAAAACAUAUGAAAUCAGAGCAUGAAAAAAAAUUAGAAAAUGUAAUCCAACAUCUCAAAGCAGAGUAUGCUGAGAAGUUGCAACUUGAAAUAGCAGUUGUAGAACAACGAGAGCAAGCAUUUAAAGUGCAACAGUCACAUAUGAUGGAGGAGAAGAUGAAGCUGAUCAACUUUGAGAAGGCAGAGUUUGAGAUGUCCCAGCAGAAAUUGUGGGAGGAAAAAUGUAAAUGCUUUGAAGAGGAGAAGAGGAGUUUUGAUGCACAACAGAAGUUGCUUGCAGAGAAAGCCAGUGUCUUGGAAGGUAAAGAAGUUGAAAUAGAGGUACAAAGACAGUUCUUUGCAGAAAAAGUUAAAUCCCUUGAACUGGACAGGAAUAGUUUUGAGGCAGAAAAACAUCACAGGCAGGAUGCCAAGUUGAGAGCUCUGACUGAGGCGGCCGACAUGGAGAGAGAAGGUCUCAAUCAAAUCAUCUUUGAAAUGUCUGAGAAGAUUCAGCAGAUGGAUGAGCAGCACUCGGAGCAGCAAACAGAGACAGACUCUCAGCAGGGCUGGAAAGAUUUGUAUGAGGAGCUGGAGAAAAGAAUGGAACCUUUCAAAGACAUUCUGGACAACUAUGAACUAGAGAGAAAACUCUUGCAAGAUCGGGAUAAGUACACCAGUGAGCAGAUCGAGAAACUGACCAAGGAGAAACUCAAGUACAUGGAGAAGCUCAAGCAAGAACAUGUUGCUCUUCAGAAGAAGUUGUGUGAGUCUCAGGAAGAGCUGCGGAGACAGUUUGCUCUGGUGAAGAAGUACCAAGACAGACUGGAGAAGCUGGAAGGUUCCAGGGACUCCUGUGUCAAGAAAACCCCAGCAAAGCCGACACCUGUCAAACCACCACAAGUUCCACUUAAAGAGAGUAAUCGAUGA